This is a messenger RNA of Ochotona princeps (American pika), 1804 nucleotides long. It is a transcript of the gene BATF2, whose product is annotated as basic leucine zipper ATF-like transcription factor 2. Gene Ontology annotation, molecular function: DNA-binding transcription factor activity, RNA polymerase II-specific; RNA polymerase II cis-regulatory region sequence-specific DNA binding. NCBI's taxonomy places the organism in Eukaryota, Metazoa, Chordata, Mammalia, Lagomorpha, Ochotonidae. The transcript is spliced from 3 exons. Gene Ontology annotation, cellular component: nucleus. Gene Ontology annotation, biological process: regulation of transcription by RNA polymerase II. The record is from RefSeq and is a predicted model, not a curated record. The coding region runs from base 930 to 1694 and encodes 254 amino acids.
UUAGAGCACCUGGGUUGUUCUUCCAGCUUCCUGCUACAGUGGACCAUGGGAGGCUGUGGUGAUGGAUUGCUGUCACCCACGUGGGAGACCCAGCUAUGGGUAACUGGGCAGGCAGUGAACAGUAAAUAGGAUCUUCUCUUUCUCAAAUAAAGUUUUGAAAAAGUUUAUUAUGCCGGUGCAAUAAAAGUUUGGAAUAUGCUCCUACGUUACAGAUUGGGAAACAAAAGCAGAGAAAAGAGAGGGACUGCAGGCUGACCUCCUAAGCCCUGGACCCUGUGUCCGUCCCCUGCUGCGUGUCCUGUCCUGCAUAGGGACCACUGCUGACCUCUGUAGACACAUCAGUCUGGGAGGGUUUGGGUGGGUCUGUGUGGCGGCACAGGGUGCUUAGUUCCGACAUGCAGCCUGGGGGUGGGUAUUUGUGCCACCCCCCCCCCCCCCACUCUGUCCAACUCAGGCUCAGAGACAAUGAGUUGGCUUCUCAAAGCUGCACAGCCCUGGUGGCGCCACACCCCCACAGGUGCUUGUAUUCCCCCCUCCCCCAACACACCCUGCAAUGGUUUCUCUCCUGGGCUCCGUCCUGGGUGGCCUGCUCCCCCUCUCUUUCCCCUCUACCUACCUGGCCUUCAUCCCUCUUCUCCACUCAUCACCAUCCUCCUCCCAGCCCCUGCCCUCCCCUCCCCCGCCAGGCGGCAACCGGAAGGCAGGGUCAUGUUAGGAAAUCCCAGCCACGUGAGCACUCCCAAGUCUUGGCUUCUGGGCAGCCGAUGGUUUUAGGAGAAACUGAAACUGGACCGGCGGGGGCGGAGUGGUCACCAGGGAUUUAAGGAACCGCAGCUUCCUUGCCCCCUCCCCCCACCAGGACACUGGGAGGUCACAGCUGCCAAGGACUCCCAGGGUUUGCAUGGGCUUCUGCUCUUCCCGCUGAAGCUAUGCACCUCUGUGGGGACAACAGUCAGCUGACGGGCACUAACCCCGAGGAGUUGCAGAGGCAGCUGAGGAAGAAACAGAAGAACCGGGCGGCCGCCCAGCGCAGCCGGCAGAAGCACACAGACAAGGCAGACACGCUGCACCAGCAUGAGUCCCUCGAAAGACACAACCAAGCCCUGCGGAAGGAGAUUCAGGCCCUGCAGGCGGAGCUGGCCUGGUGGAGUUGGACCCUGCACCUGCACACACACCUGUGCCCCACCGACUGCGCUUCCUGCCCGACUCCGGGGCCCCCUGGCUGCUGGAGCCACGCUGAGUGCCCCCCAGGCCUUGCACCCCAUGAACGUGACUGUCAAGAGCAGUCUGGCAUGUUCCAGAACCCAAUGUCCUCGUCUCCAACUCAGCAACUCUCUCCAGGCCCUCGGCUGCUUGAUUCUCCUGGCCUCUUCUCAUCCCCUCCCCCUGCCGGGUCCCUUGCCUCAGGUCCGGCUGUGAUGACUGCCCAACUGUCCCCCAGCCCUGUCCUGGAUGCCUUGCCUGCUGGUUCCAGCCUGACAGGGUCUUCUAAGCUCAAGGUCCUCCUGUCCGGCCCCGCAGCCCAACCCGGCCCUGCACAGCCCCUUGGGCUAGGGCACUCCUCUGGGGGGAAGUUGGGGUCCCCUACAUCCUACUCCCCAGGGCUCACCUGUUUGCAAGAGCUGGGCAUGGAUCCCGAUCCCCACCCUCUCCUGGCCUUCCCACUGCUCUCCUCAGCUCAAGUCCACUUCUAACCCACUGCUGACAGUCGCUUUAGCAUGCUGGCAUCUCCCUCAUGGCCACCAGAGGCUGCCCUUCUGACUGACGGCUGGGCCAGGAUUUUCCAGAGCCAAAAAAUAUAUCG